CGCACUUCUUUCCGGAAGUAUCGUGCGGAGGAGUUGAGCUUCCUGUCUGUUAAUCCACUUGUUGAUUUAUAGAGGAGAACGAGGAGUGAAAUAACCAAUUAAAGUAAAAACAAUGGUUAAAACGGACGGGUAAAAAAAAGCGGCAGUUUGUAGAUCACUAACCCGACGGUUGAGCAAGAUGUUCGGGUUGAAGACAGCCGGUGUCAUCGGAGCCUCCGUGGCUAUGGCUGGAGGAGUCGCUUAUGUUGUCUGGAACUACGCGUCCUCCCCCGGGGAGAAGGAGACCGAAACACGGCCGGAGGAAGACGGUAAAAAGGCCGAAGAUGAGGGGGAAAUAAAGGAGGAAAUUAUGGUUGAACAAAUUGUUGUCGCCGCUGCUGUUGCGCCGGUUGUCGCUGCAGAAGCUCCGAAAACACCCGAGUCCAAGCCUGUGGAGUCAGCAGGGACCCAGGUUCUGGUUCUGGGUCUGGAUGGAGCCGGUAAGACCAGCCUGCUGCACUGCCUGUCCACCGGCUGCCUGGAGCACGACAUGGAGCCCACGCAGGGUUUCAACGCUGUGUCCAUCAGCCGGGAGGACCUGCACAUCGAGUUCCUGGAGAGUCGUUGGUUUCGCAGCCUGACUACGCCUUCACACCGUCUCUUAUCUCAGGACUUGGAACUUACGUUCAUCGUAAAAAUCAUGACGAGGACUAAGGAACUAGAACUCGACCUCCCAGGAGCCUGCAGCAUCACAGAUCUGCACGACGCUCUGUCCCUCUCUGAGGCAGGGGACCGCAGGUUGUUCCUCAUCGGGACCCACGUGAAGAAGGGCGAGGGCGAGCUCAGCUCUGGCGUUCAGGACGCUCGAGAGCUGAUCCUGCAGAUGGUCUCUGACAGCAGAUAG
Notothenia coriiceps (black rockcod) is the source of this 883-nucleotide messenger RNA. RefSeq names its product ADP-ribosylation factor-like 9 (gene arl9). The transcript has 4 exons. Gene Ontology annotation, molecular function: GTPase activity; GTP binding. The record is from RefSeq and is a predicted model, not a curated record. Lineage: Eukaryota; Metazoa; Chordata; Actinopteri; Perciformes; Nototheniidae. The coding region runs from base 179 to 883 and encodes 234 amino acids.